Messenger RNA from Pelodiscus sinensis (Chinese soft-shelled turtle), 2897 nucleotides. NCBI's taxonomy places the organism in Eukaryota, Metazoa, Chordata, Testudines, Trionychidae. The record is from RefSeq and is a predicted model, not a curated record.
GCGAGCCGGGGCGGGGGGAGGAGGAGAAUGGAGUAGCGGAGCAAUACAGAGGGGGAGAAAAUAUUAGCGAGGGGAGAGCGAGCAGUGACUUUCUCAAAGAGGAAACUGCAGGAGGGGGCAAUAAGGAGGAAUAAUGCUCUAGAGGAAGGAGGCUGAUUUAUCGCACAGAGAAUCAGCAGCACCUAUAGAAACUGACAUCCUGCUGCAGUGCCGCUACCUUCGCUGACUGAUACUGUCAAUGGAGCUGGAAAAUAUUGUGGCCAACACUGUCUUGCUGAAAGCCAGGGAAGGGGGUGGAGGAAAGCGCAAAGGCAAAAGCAAAAAGUGGAAGGAAAUCUUAAAAUUCCCUCACAUUAGCCAGUGUGAAGAUCUCCGAAGAACAAUAGAGAGAGAUUAUUACAGUUUGUGCGACAAGCAGCCAAUCGGAAGGCUUCUCUUUCGGCAGUUCUGUGAAACUCGACCAGAGCUUGAGUGUUGCAUUAGGUUCCUUGACUCAGUGGCAGAGUAUGAAAUUGCUCCAGAUGAAAAACUGGGAGAGAAAGGGAAGGAAAUCAUGAUGAAAUACCUCACCCCUGAGUUCCCAGUUUAUGUUGCAGAAGUCAGUCAAGAUCUUGUCCAGCAGACUGAGGAAAAACUUGAAAUCAGCCCCUGCAAAGAGCUGUUUUCUCACUGUGCAAAAUCUGUCCUUGACUACCUAAGUGGAGAGCCAUUUCAAGAAUACCUAGACAGCAUGUACUUCGAUAGGUUUCUGCAGUGGAAGUGGUUGGAAAGGCAACCAGUAACGAAAAACACAUUUCGGCAGUACAGGGUACUAGGAAAAGGUGGUUUCGGGGAGGUCUGUGCUUGCCAAGUCCGAGCGACGGGGAAAAUGUACGCCUGCAAAAGAUUAGAGAAGAAGAGAAUAAAAAAGAGGAAAGGCGAAUCCAUGGCACUAAAUGAGAAGCAGAUUUUAGAAAAAGUCAAUAGUCAAUUUGUAGUUAACUUAGCCUAUGCCUAUGAAACAAAGGAUGCACUGUGUUUAGUUUUGACCAUAAUGAAUGGGGGUGACUUGAAGUUCCAUAUCUACAACAUGGGAAACCCAGGCUUUGAAGAGGAGAGAGCUCUGUUUUAUGCAGCAGAGAUUCUUUGCGGCUUGGAAGACCUGCAUAGAGAAAACACUGUGUACAGAGAUUUGAAACCAGAAAAUAUCCUGUUAGAUGAUUAUGGCCAUAUUAGAAUAUCUGAUCUGGGUCUAGCUGUUAAAAUCCCUGAGGGUGAAUCAAUCCGUGGAAGGGUAGGAACAGUAGGGUAUAUGGCUCCAGAAGUCUUGAACAAUCAGAGAUACACCCUCAGCCCUGACUACUGGGGGCUAGGCUGCCUCAUUUAUGAAAUGAUCGCUGGACAAUCGCCAUUUCGUGGAAGGAAAGAGAAGGUAAAGAGAGAAGAGGUGGACAGGAGAGUGCUGGAGACAGAAGAGGUGUACUCCCAUAAAUUUUCUGAGGAGGCCAAGUCUGUCUGUAAAAUGCUACUGGCCAAAGAUGUGAAGCAGAGGCUGGGAUGCCAGGGGGAAGGUGCAGUAGAAGUGAAGAAGCACCCGUUCUUUAAGAGCAUGAACUUCAAGCGACUAGAAGCGGGAAUGUUGGACCCUCCUUUUGUCCCUGAUCCCAGAGCAGUGUACUGCAAGGAUGUGUUAGACAUCGAGCAAUUCUCCACAGUGAAAGGAGUAAACCUGGACCAAACUGAUGAUGAUUUCUACUCUAAGUUUUCCACAGGAUCUGUAUCUAUUCCAUGGCAGAAUGAGAUGAUAGAAACAGAGUGUUUUAAAGAACUAAAUGUAUUUGGACCAAACGGUACUAUUUCACCAGACCUAAACAAAAGCUACCCCCCAGAGCCACCCAAGAAAGGAUUACUACACAGAAUAUUUAAACGUCAGCAUCAAAACAAUUCCAAGGGUUCACCGAAUUCUAAGGCGAGUUUAAAUCACCACAUAAAUUCAAAUCAUGAUCAAAGGACUUCAAAAGGGAAUCCCGGGCCUUCUGUAAAUCCGAUGGCCCCCAAGGAAGCAUCACUACCAGGGAAGAAGAAACAUGUCAAAUAGUGCCUGGAUUAUAAAUGCAUUUUCCAUUCUCGUCAUCCCAGAGCUGUUCAGUGUGUUUAUUAACCAGUCCAUGUGAGUUAUGUUGUAUGUGUUGAGUGCAAUCUUCUUUGAUUGCACUUCUUUUAAAUACUGGACUCUCGUCUAAAAGACUCAACUUUUUGCCUUUACUUUGAAUGUGGAGGAUGUAAAAACUUCAUUUUGCAUUUCCAAGCAAUGUAGAUAGAUCUAAAGAUGUCAUGAACCAUCAUGUAUUUGCCCAUAUCUGACUAAUGAUUAAAUUGUAAAACUGCGGAGUUUCAUAUUAAGACUAGUCUUUUCACCUGCUUUGAAAAUUAAAAUUCACAUUUGGUAUAAACACACACAGUGUUCUUCUGAUCUAAUUUCAAAAGCGUAUCCAGGAGUAAAUGUUUUUAAGCACUGCUAAUACUGUAGUCUCUGUAAAAGGAGCAGACACUUCUAAAGAAAUGUUAAAGUUGUCUUUCAUAAUUCAGUCAACAAAUCAGUUUUGUAAUAAAUUAAAGCAAAUGUUCUCCGUUAGAAGAGCUAGUGGCUGUUGGUAUUGUGCGCGCGCACGCACACGCACACACACACACACACACACACAAAUCAUUCUAGUAUCCAAAAGGGUUUUUUAUUGUUGUUUUAUUAAAGGGAGAUUCUGACAUUGUUUUAUUAAACUAGUUUCAUUUUGAGGUUGUAACUGAAGAUAAUGGCUUCUGUGUUCUAUGGAUGCUUGAAUUCUUCAUACAUAAUGUCUACUAAUGUCACAGUGCUGCUGUAUCUAGAUCAAACCACUGUUUUGUUUUGUUUUUGCUUUUGU